Molecule: messenger RNA, 1701 nt
Organism: Larimichthys crocea (large yellow croaker)
Lineage: Eukaryota; Metazoa; Chordata; Actinopteri; Sciaenidae
Gene: phf11
Product: PHD finger protein 11
Exons: 16
Coding region: 133-1428 (431 amino acids)
Cellular component (GO): nucleus
Source: RefSeq, a predicted model, not a curated record
UGAGAAGCUUCAGGAAGAGCUGAGCUCAGUGUGUGUGUGUGUGUGUGUGUGUGUGUGUGUGAAUGAGCUCCUGCAUCGCUUUAAAGUAAUUAAAGUACUUAAAGUAACUAAAUUAUUUCCUCAGUGUCUCAGAUGGACAGCCUGUGCUGCGCGCUCUGUCUGCAGGCCGAGGAGACGCAGAUCACCGGAGCGCUGUCCACCAAGGACGCAGUGACGGCUCACCAGAACUGUUUGCUCUACUCCUCCGGUAUUUUCUGUCGGGACUCUCCGCAGUUCGACGAUCUGUUCGGUUUCUCCGUGGAUGAUGUGAUCGGCGAGGUCAGACGUGGAAACAAACUGAUCUGCAGCCACUGUAAAAAGAAGGGAGCCACCGCUGGAUGUGAAGUGGUACGCUGCAAGAAGUCUUUCCAUUACCCGUGUGCUGUCACUGCUGGAGCGAAGAUUAUUGAGGACGCAGACGAGGGAAGCUACGGGCUGUACUGUGUCAGACACAGUGAACCACCAGGAAACGGCGUCUCUGUAAACGGCAUCAAAACGUCCAAAAACUACAGCGAUGCCACGCCGGCUAAGAAGAGGAGCUCCAGCGGUGAUUCUACGGCAGCCGGACCGGUCCGCUCACCCAGCUGUACGCCUUCCACCUCCAAGAGGCGGCGGAGCUUCGAUGACAAACUGGAAGAAAAGACGCCUAAGCGUAGAUCUGAAGGCUGGAACGGGAUGGUAUCAGACAGUUCUUCAGAUUCAGCUGAUGCAGACAUGGCGAUGUUCGCCCCGUUAGAGUUUGAUUCAGACAGCAGUGCCAACUCUGUUCCAGAGCAGGUGACCAGAAAAGACACCAAGUCCUCAGAUUCAGGACAUCAGCCGGACAGUUUGAGCAAUGGAGGAAGUGAAGAUGAUCCAGUUGCUGAGUCACAGAGUCUGCUCCCUCCCGUGGACAACGGCACAGAUCCUCUGCGACGUUCAAACACUCCGACCGCACAACCUGUGACUGUGAUGGAUGGAGAGCUCGUAAAGGAAGAGGAAGAGUUCAGCCCUGUGAUGAUUGAUCACACCUCUGAGCCCACUGUCCCACAGCAGACCUCCGUCAGCCCCCCUCCGUCUCCUGACCGGUCCACAGCAGCUCCACCUGAAACUGUCUCGAACCCAAAGCCCAGCAUCGACUCCACCCGCUUCUGGAAAAGCUGCAACGCGGCGCACUGCACACAGGCCGUGUUCGCUGAUUUCAUCCGUGAGAUGGAGGGAAUAUCCAGCAGAAUUCAGUCAGACGAAGCCAGCCAGGAGGAUUAUGACUGUGCACUAAGAGUGAUGGAGGCUUCUGGGAAGCUGACCGCGCUCGUGAUCAGGCAGCAGGAAGAGUUAGUGAGGAAACGCUCGGAGCUGCAGAAGGCGGAGGCAGCCGUGAUGGAGGUUCUCUCAGCACUGAAGAGAUGAGACCCGAGUUCAGACUUACAGUCACACUGUCCUUUUUAAUGUUACAUUUGUUUUUUAUUGACCUUAUAUUUUAGAUACCUGUGGCUCUUCUGUGUUUUAUUACAAAUGAUACAUUUUUAGUCAGUGAAAAAAGAUCUUUCAUUUCAAAACCUGUUGUGAACUUGAAUUAUAAUUGUAAAUAUUUAUUUUAUAAACGUUCCAUAGCCAGCUGUACCAAGUGAACCAAGUCUUCCUGUUCCGAGUUACAUGUUAUUAAAUAUGUUGGUGAAUGUU